Onychostoma macrolepis is the source of this 1077-nucleotide messenger RNA. RefSeq names its product histone H1.10 (gene h1-10). The coding region runs from base 90 to 704 and encodes 204 amino acids. Gene Ontology annotation, biological process: nucleosome assembly. The transcript has a single exon. Gene Ontology annotation, cellular component: nucleosome. Gene Ontology annotation, molecular function: structural constituent of chromatin; DNA binding. NCBI's taxonomy places the organism in Eukaryota, Metazoa, Chordata, Actinopteri, Cypriniformes, Cyprinidae. The record is from RefSeq and is a predicted model, not a curated record.
AUCUGACGAUUCAAAACUCUGAGAUGAUGCUCGCAUCAUCUUCGAGCUGAUAUUCUCGGAAAACACACACAUACGCAUCAAGUUUGAUCAUGUCUGCUGAGGUCGAAGAGUCAACACCCACCGAAGCCCCUGCUCCAGCAGCAACCAAAAUGAAGAAGGCAUCGGCGAAUAAGGCAAAACCUGCCGUAGCUGCUUCUCCAGCUAAAAAGAAGAAAAAGAAGAGCAAGGGGCCUGGCAAGUACAGCCAGCUCGUCAUUGAUGCGAUCCGCACCCUGGGCGAGAAAAACGGCUCGUCGCUUUUCAAGAUAUACAAUGAAGCGAAGAAAGUGAGCUGGUUUGAUCAGCAGAACGGUCGCGUGUAUCUGCGCUACUCCAUCCGCGCGCUCCUGCUCAACGACACGCUCGUGCAGGUCAAGGGACUGGGAGCCAACGGCUCGUUCAAGCUCAAUAAAAAGAAAUUUGAGAAAAAGCCAAAGAAGAGUGCCACCAAGGCGACCAAGACAGAAAAACCUGCAAAGCCGGCUUCCAAAAAAGACGUGACCAAGAAAGUGACUGCAAAGAAGAGCGCCAAAAAGAGCCCCGUUAAAAAGAAGACCGCGAAGAAGACGAGUGUUAAGAAGGCGACACCCAAACCGAAGAAAGCAGCUGCCAAAAAGCCAAAAGUAGCGGCGAAGAAGGCAACCAAGGCAAAGAAAUCAAAAUAGACUUUCUUUCAAAUUGAAGAAUUAUAUUUUUGUAUAUAUCUUAUUGGAUAGAGAACCCAGAUCUAAGGGGAUUUGUUUUUUAGUUUUGAUAUAUUUUGAUGAAAUUCUGUUGAAUUUGGGUAUACGGCUUCAUAAGAGAGACACACCCACUUUAUUGUCUACACUGCAAGACAUCAUGUUUCUCGGAAAUGAAAGUGACUGUUUCGUUUGCUGCACUGAACAGGAAACUUGGUACUAGCUAUCUAGACGAAGAUGAACGCCUUGUAAAUAUAAGCUUGAACAGUGUUUUUUUUUCGUACGAAAUGUUACUGAACUACAAAAAACAACUUGUAUGUCAAAUAAACCUGAUUUAAAAAAAAAAAAAAAAUGACUG